AUGAAUUUACUCAAUGCCCUCAUAUUAUCGCCGUUUGUUGAGUUCAGCCAGCAAAGUGUCGUGGGCCAAAGUACUUCAACAACAUCGCGGUUGAUUGCAACAGACACUUCAGUUAAAACCGGUAAUACUACCAAUGGGAUAGAAGCGAUCAGCGCGGUAAUUUGUUUAGUAUGGUACUUCACCGUAUUAGCGCUAGCUUAUUCUGGGUGGAUCGAGAUAAUGCGAAAUUUUCGAAACACCAGACGCUUAGCCAGUACGCAAGAUGCACAAGAAGCGGUUAGCAUUAUUCGGCCUUGUAAAGGCAUUGAGACAGAAAUGUUGUCCUGUCUAGAAAGCUGCGUUUUGCAAGAGUAUCCCAGUCAUAAGUUCGAGGUCCUCUUUUGCGUCGAAAGCAGCAGCGAUCCCUGCAUACCUAUCAUCCGUGGACUCAUUGCUAAGCACACAGAAUACCACCUUAAAUUAUUGGUAGGAAAAGAAGGAUUCGAGGACUACUACGGGCCCAAUCCAAAGAUUAACAACCUUUCCAAGGCUUACCGUAAUGCUCAGAAUGAUAUUAUAUGGGUUCUGGAUGCAAACGUAUGGUGCUCCCCAGGUACACUUGGCCGGAGUGUUGCAAGUCUGGUCAAAUCACUAGACAAUGGCACCAAGACAACAUCGCGGCCAGUCGUCUUGACACAUCAUGUUCCAUUGGCAUUGAGCAUUAGCCAGAACACUGAAUCGGUGCCGCUCAGUGCACGCUUGGAUGAGAUGUUUAUGUUCAGUUCGCAUGCUAAAUUCUACGUCGGGUUCAACAAGGUGAGUAUAGCUCCUUGUGUUAAUGGCAAAAGCAACCUUUACCGUCGAUCAGACUUGGAUAAUGCUGUGAAAUUCAUUGGAGAGGCUUCAAGACAUACUAACUUGUUUCAAGAUCCGAUAAUCCAAAAAGAAGCGCGCGCAAUUGCAGCGAAAUGGGAAAGUACAGCUCAAAUAGACACUAGGCAACCGUUCACAGAGAUCAGUUUUGAUAAGGAUACUGGUGCGCUUGUUGAAAGGGAAGUGCCUAGCCAAAUACAGUUCCAUCAUCAUGGAAUUGAAUUCUUCAGCACUUACAUCGGUGAAGAUAACAUGAUUGGCACAGCUUUGUGGGAUAUGCUAGGUGGGCGUACUGGUAUGACUACUGAUGCGGUUGUGCAACCGCUACAAUUCGGAAUUCGCGACCAAGGGUUGCAGAAUUUUAUAGAUCGCCGUGUUCGUUGGUUGCGGGUUCGCAAGUAUAUGGUCUUGGCAGCAACGCUUCUGGAGCCAACUACGGAAUGUUUUUUUAUCGGUCUCAUGGGAUCUUGGGGCCUGAGUUGGGCCUUUGGUUUGAGCUACGGAUGGAUCUUCGCUGUUCACUGCUCGUUGUGGUGCAUUACAGACAGACUUCAGUACUUGGUUUUACUACGAACCAUUUAUGCCGACGACCAACUACGGCGUAGGGACCUACCCGAAUUUUUGGUACGGGCUGAGGCUCCACGGAGCUUAGUAGAUUGGUGGAAGAUCUGGCUUCUCCGCGAGCUACUCGCCUUGCCCAUUUGGAUCAAGGCAAUGAGUGGGUCCGUAAUUGACUGGCGUAAUAAACCCUUUCGCAUCAAACGGGAUCUGACUGCGGAAGAGCUCAGGUGCUAG
Messenger RNA from Lachancea nothofagi CBS 11611, 1647 nucleotides. Lineage: Eukaryota; Fungi; Ascomycota; Saccharomycetes; Saccharomycetales; Saccharomycetaceae. The record is from the annotation of a GenBank genome assembly.